This is a messenger RNA of Populus trichocarpa (black cottonwood), 3095 nucleotides long. Its product is annotated as probable disease resistance RPP8-like protein 2. Gene Ontology annotation, molecular function: ADP binding. The transcript has a single exon. NCBI's taxonomy places the organism in Eukaryota, Viridiplantae, Streptophyta, Magnoliopsida, Malpighiales, Salicaceae. The record is from RefSeq and is a predicted model, not a curated record. Gene Ontology annotation, biological process: defense response to other organism. The coding region runs from base 131 to 2821 and encodes 896 amino acids.
GCCAGAGGUGCCAGGAAUAAUCAGGAAAAACUGAUAGGCAUAUCCAAAAGAGAGAGAAAAGGAAAGUAAGAGAGAGAGAGAGAGAGAGAGAGAGAGAGAGAGAGGUUAGAGAAGAGAGAGGAAGCAUCAUAUGGCUGAAGCUGCCGUUUCCUUUGUUCUUGAAAGGCUUGCUGAUCUGUUUGAUGAACUUGAAUUUCACACCGAUGUCCAUAAAGAAGUUGAGCGGUUACAAGAUGAACUCAGGAGGAUCCGUUGCUUCUUAAGAGAUGCGGACGCAAAGCAAGAUGAAGAUGAAAGAGUGCGUAAUUGGGUGUCUGAUAUCAGAGACGUGGCUUAUGAUGCUGAAGAUCUCAUAGACAGGUUUAUCAUGAACAAUGAUCCUCUGAAGAAGAAGAAGAAGAAUCAUUUUAUCAAGAAAUGCACUUCCUAUGUCAAAGGAUGGAAACAGAGGUCCAAGAUUGCUGAGGAUCUCAUGGCCAUCCGUUCAAGACUUCAAGACAUCUCAGCCAGCCGUGAAACUUAUGGCAUCCAAAAUGUUGGAGAGGGGACUACUGCAGCAGGUGAGACUCUGAGGAAGUUGAGAAGAUCGUCUCCUCGCGAUGAGGAAAGGGAUAUUGUUGGCUUGGAGGAUGACACCGCUAAACUGGUGGACCACCUUCUUCAGAUGGGGGAUCAUUGGAGUGCUGUUUCGAUAGUUGGAAUGGGCGGUAUUGGUAAAACCACUCUUGGUAUAAAGAUAUAUAAUCAUAGUGCUGUCAGGGCUCGCUUUCCUUCCCGUGCUUGGAUAUGUGUAUCACAGGAGUUUAGUGCAAGAGAUAUUCUGCAGCGAGUCAUAAGACAAAUUGCAUCGCCGAGAGAAAGGCUUGAAGCUUUGACAGAUGAAGAGUUGGAGGACUUGGUGUAUGAAAAUUUACGGAGGAAACGCUAUCUGGUUGUUUUGGAUGAUAUCUGGAGCACCAAUGCCUGGGAUUGCCUUAAAAAGGCCUUUCCUGUAGACAGAAGUAACGGUAGCAGAUUGUUGCUCACGACUCGGAACAAGAAUGUUGCUCUUCAUGUAGAUCCUCAAACUACUCCCUACGAUUUGGGAUUUCUAAGCAAACAGAAUAGCUGGGAGUUGUUCUGCAAGAAAACAUUUAUUGAUGGCAGAGACACAAGUUGCUCUCCAAUAUUGGAGGAAAUCGGGAGAGAGAUUGUGGAGAGAUGUGCUGGUUUACCACUUGCCAUCAUUGUAAUUGGCGGCUUACUUUCAAGAAAAAAGAGGCUGAAUGAAUGGGAAAGAAUUCUUAACAACAUGGACUCUCAUUUUGCUCGACACCCAAAUGGCGUUGCGGCAAUACUUGCUUUGAGUUACAACGACUUGCCGUAUUACUUGAAAUCUUGUUUUCUUUAUUUAGGCCUUUUCCCAGAAGAUUGUACUAUUCAGGCACACAAAUUGUUUCGGCUAUGGGUGGCAGAGGGUUUGAUUCCACAUCAAGAACUAAGAGGGGAGGAUGUAGCAGAGGAUUACUUGAAUGAGCUAAUUGAGAGAAACAUGGUUCAGAUGGAAGGAAUGAGUGUCAAUGGGAGGGUCAAGCAAUGCCGUUUGCACGAUCUACUGCGAGACCUCUCCAUCUCCAAGGCAAAGACGGAGAAUUUUCUCCAGAUUCCUGGUAAUGAAAAUAUCCCAUCUUUGACUAGAUGUCGUCGCCAUCCUAUCUAUUCUGAUUCUCAUUUAUCUUGUGUGGAACGUCUUAGUCCACAUCUUCGUUCACUCCUGUUCUUUAGAGUUGUUAGUCGUGUUCGUUACAGAUAUUUUAUCGGCAGAAACGUCUAUGGUUUCUGCGAAUUAUCGGGUGCCAAAUUCGAUUAUAUUACCAGGAAUUUCAACCUGCUAAGAAUUCUUGAGUUGGAGGGUAUAUCAUGUAGCAGCAUCCCAAGUACAAUUGGUGAACUGAUACAUUUGAGUUACUUGGGAUUGAAGGAGACUAACAUACGAGUGCUUCCAUCAACAUUAGGUUCUCUGUGCAACCUGCAGACUCUUGAUAUUGCUGGGAAUCUCCAUCUUAGGAUAAUUCCUGAUGUCAUUUGCAACAUGAAAAAUUUGAGACAUCUUUACAUGUGUGGGCAUUCUGGUGGGCACCUGAGGAUAGACACCCUCAAGCAUUUACAGACACUGACAGAGAUAGAUGUCAGCAGAUGGAAGCAGAACAACACUGCAGAUCUAGUCAGUCUUCGAAAAUUAGGAAUAAGAGGAAACCUCUGCUCAGACACCAUUAAGAUAUUUGAUUCCAUUUCGGCACUCUUGCAACUUCGAUCUCUCUAUCUUCGUGCUGAAGGUGCUGAAUUUCCAUCACUUGUUCAACUUGGUUCUCUUCGCUCUCUCAUCAAGCUGCAUUUGAGAGGGGGAAUAUCACAGCUGCCCAGCCAGCAAGAUUUUCCACCAAAUCUCUCCCAGUUAACAUUAGAGCACACCCAGCUUGAACAAGAAUCAAUAGAGAUACUAGAGAAGCUGCCAAAAUUAUCAAUUCUGAGGUUUAAAGCAGAGUCUUAUAGCAAAGAAAAACUAACAAUCUCUGCCGAUGGGUUUCCUCAACUGGAGUUCCUAGAGUUUAACAGCUUGGAAUCCCUGCAUGAAUUCAACAUAGAAGAAAAUGCAGUGCCAAGGCUUGAAAGUUUCCUAAUUGUCAACUGCAAGGGGCUAAGGAUGCUCCCUGAAGAGAUGAGAUUUGUGGCCACUCUCCAUAAGUUGGUUAUUGAAGAGAUGCCCAAAGUCUUUGUAGAUAGGCUUCAAGGAGAAGAUCUUCAUAAAGUGCAGCACAUUCCUUUGAUCAAAUUUAUAUGAAUAGGCUGUUAGCAGGGUAUCUGAUGACAUUAUUGGUGUCUCGGCAGCAAUGUCAUAACUUCGCUUUGCAAUAUACCAAGGGGCGUUGGUUACCCUUUGACUUCCACAACUUAGUUUUUCAGUUUUCCAGAUGAUUCGUCUAGAACUGCCAGUAUGUCUAUUGCAUACACAUUUUCUCUCAUUUUAAUCUGUAGGUAGUGUAUCCAUGCUACCUUUUUCAUCCAUUUUCUGCUUCUUUGGUUGUAGGAAUUAACAAUGCAUGCAUUCUCACUAA